This is a messenger RNA of Sitophilus oryzae (rice weevil), 1843 nucleotides long. Its product is annotated as putative ATPase N2B. Bases 310 to 1656 code for a protein of 448 amino acids. Lineage: Eukaryota; Metazoa; Arthropoda; Insecta; Coleoptera; Curculionidae. Gene Ontology annotation, molecular function: ATP binding; ATP hydrolysis activity. Gene Ontology annotation, cellular component: mitochondrion; cytoplasm. The transcript has 2 exons. The record is from RefSeq and is a predicted model, not a curated record.
UUUAUAUAUGAUCCAAUAUGUUAUAAAAAUAUUGGAAUUUUGAAAAAUUUUAUUUUGAAAAAAUUUUCAAAUUGCUCAAUGUACUCAACCGUAAUUAAUUAAUGUUCUGGUAAAGGUUCUGGUAGUAUCCUGGUAAUGGUAAUUAAUUAAAUUUCUUGGUUAUAUUCGUUUUAUGAUGAGUAACGAAACAUUUUAUGAACGAAACCCCGCAAAUUGAUGAUUAUUUUCCAUAGAAAAAUGAGCUAAAAAAUUACGUAAGAAAAAAUAACGAUUAAAAUGUUUAUAUUUGUACUACCCUGAGUAAGUAAAAUGGGACGAGCAGUUAUUCAAAUUUUACAAUUUAGACAUAAUGUAAAUGUUAUAUUUAAAUUAAAUUAUUCAUUAAAAACAAGUCAUAUAGUAUUACAAGAAGGACCAGUUACUGUACUUAAGAAGAAAAUAAGUGAUAAGCAAUUACAACUAGACCAUGUUCAGUUAAAAAUUGCUGAAAAGUUGCAACGAGUUUAUGAAGACAUUCAGCAUUAUCGACCUUAUCAAGCAGGUUUUUUAAGUAGAUUUAUUUCUAGUAACAAGAAAGAUAUUCCUAAGGGCCUUUAUAUUUAUGGAGCAGUUGGUGGAGGUAAAACUAUGCUUAUGGAUUUAUUUUUUAAGUGCUGUGAUAUUGAAGAAAAACAGCGUGUUCAUUUUAAUGAAUUCAUGAUAGACGUACAUAAAAAAAUGCACAAUUUAAAGCAGGAGGUGGUUCAAGAUUUUUCUGAUAGGAAAGCUAAGCCAUUUGACCCUAUUCCACCAAUAGCAGAUUCCAUCAUAAAACAGUCAUGGCUUAUAUGCUUUGAUGAAUUUCAAGUCACAGAUAUCGCAGAUGCAAUGAUUUUGAAAAGGUUAUUUACAGAGCUUUUCAAUCGUGGCAUUGUUAUGGUUGCAACUAGUAACAGACCGCCAGAAGAUUUGUAUAAGAAUGGUUUACAAAGAUCAAACUUCUUGCCUUUCAUAGAUAUUUUAAAAAAUCAUUGUGAAAUAGGAAAUCUAGACUCAGGUAUAGAUUAUCGACAAAGAAUAUCUGGAGGAAAAACAAACUAUUUUGUCAAAUCAGAGUACAAAUUAGACCCUAUAGAACCUAUUUUAAAAUUUCUAUGUUCCAAAGAAAAUGAUAUAAUUAGAAGUAAAACAUUUACAAUUCUAGGACGUAAUAUUACGUUCAGAAAAGUAUGUGGAGGAAUCCUAGAAAGCUCAUUUGAGGAAUUGUGUGAACGACCUUUAGGUGCUAAUGAUUAUCUUCAUUUAACUCAAUUUUUUCACACAAUUAUAGUGAGAGAUGUUCCACAGAUUGAUGUGAUCAAAAUGAAAUCAGCAGCAAGAAGAUUCAUUAUUCUUAUUGAUGCUCUUUAUGACCAAAAGACUAAAGUAAUUAUUUCAUCAGAUGUGCCUCUUAAAGAACUUUUUUGUGUUGUUAAACAAUCUUUUGAGGGAAUCAGCGAUGAACAUAGGAUGUUAAUGGAUGAUUUAAAAAUUGGAGAAUCUGAUUUAACUGCCAAUAUAUUCACUGGGGAGGAAGAAAUUUUUGCAUUUGAUAGAACAAUGUCUAGAUUAGCUGAAAUGAAAAGUGAGGAUUACUGGGGCCCUAAAGGAAAAAAGUCGUCAACAGAGGUUGUCUAGUAUAUUUUAUUUUAUUUACAAUUAUAUUGAAUGAAACUAGUUACCUAUUUUAUUGUAAAAUUUAAACUGUUUUAUCAAGACAGUAUUUAUUUGUAUAUUGUUUGUUUUAUUUAUAUUAAUUGUUGACGUGAAUGGCUCUUAUUUAUUGUACUUAAUUUAUUUUAAUAAAUUAUUAAAUUUAGAUGUU